This is a messenger RNA of Adineta ricciae, 519 nucleotides long. NCBI's taxonomy places the organism in Eukaryota, Metazoa, Rotifera, Eurotatoria, Adinetida, Adinetidae. The record is from the annotation of a GenBank genome assembly.
AUGAAGUUAUUAAUCAUUUUCGCCAUAUUUGCUAUUAUUUGCUUGGUAAAAUCAGCACCAUCGUCAACACCAUCUGCUCGACAACCGGCUGUAGUAGAUGAUGACGAUGCAGCAUUGCCUCAUGAAGAUGAUGGCAGUGCCAUUAACCGUAACAAUGACGAUGAUGACGAUGAAGAUGAUGACGAUGAUGAAAUCGAUACAACAACAACGACGACGACGACGACAACAACCACUCGCCGUUCAACUUUUACAUUUCCUGCGCGACGUACUUCACCAUCAAAAUCAUCACGCAGAAUCAAAGCUUCAACGACACCUCGAACAACAACCAUUGAUAUUGACGAAAUCAUUGAUGAACACGAGAACUCCGGCACUUUCGAAGGCGAUUUCCGAUAUUUCCGAAAUGUUCGUGAAUUCGUCAAGAAAAUCAUUGACGAUUUGAAAAAACUCAUCAAAAACAUCAAUUUACAAGAUAUCUUGAGAGUUAUUCAACAAUUCUUCGUCAAAAAAGAAGAAGACUGA